AUGGCCGUUAUCGGUGGCUUCACCUCCCAAAACUCCAUCCAGAUGGCCAAUAUUUUAAGUGCGUACAAGAUCCCACAGAGCGUCCCACGCAGCACGUGUGUUGAGAGCUGCCCCACCGGACACAGCAGGAUUGUUCAAGAGGGGAAGCAAGUUUGUUGCUACGAUUGUGCUCAAUGCCCAGAAGGGAAAGUUGCAGUCCAGAUGGAUGCAGACCAAUGUGAGAAAUGCCCAGAAGAUGAAUAUCCAAACCAGAAAAUGGAUCAGUGUGUUCCGAAAUCCAUAACCUACUUAUCUUAUGAGGACCUCAUGGGAGCAGGUUUGGCUUCUAUCGCUGCUUUAUGUUUUGUGGCCACAGUUAUAGUGAUGGGGAUCUUUGGUGCACACUGGAACACCCCCAUUGUCAAAGCCAACAAUCGAAGCAUCACCUGUGUCCUGCUCUCCUCUCUGCUGAUCAGUUUUCUGUGCUCCUUCCUAUUCAUUGGCCAGCCUGGGACAGUGACCUGCCUCAUCCGGCAAAAACUGUUUGGCAUCAUCUUCACCAUUGCCGUGUCAUGUAUAUUGGCCAAAACAGUCACUGUGGUUGUUGCCUUCCUGGCCACCAAGCCAGGGAACAAGAUGAGGAAGUGGGUGGGGAAGAGACUGGCCAUGUCAGUCAUCAUGCCCUGUUGUUUAAUUCAAACUGUCAUCUGUAUGCUGUGGUUGGCAACUUCGCCUCCCUUCCCAGAGUUUGACAUGCACUCCCAAGUGGGUCAUAUCAUCAUACAAUGCAAUGAAGGCUCAGACAUCAUGUUCUACCUUCUACUGGGCUACAUGGGCCUUCUGGCCACCAUCAGUUUCAUGGUGGCCUUCCUAGCCCGGACCUUGCCUGAUUCUUUCAAUGAAGCCAAGCUGAUCACCUUCAGCAUGCUGGUCUUCUGCAGUGUUUGGCUCUCCUUUGUCCCCACCUAUCUGAGCACCAAGGGGAAAGACAUGGUGGCCGUGGAGAUCUUUUCGAUCUUGGCCUCUAGUGGAGGCUUAUUGGCUUGUAUCUUCUUCCCCAAAUGCUACAUUCUGAUAUUCAGGUCUCACCUGAACACCAGAGAGCAGCUAGGAAGGAAAAAAAUGAGUGGCAAUUAA
Messenger RNA from Eublepharis macularius, 1116 nucleotides. Its product is annotated as vomeronasal type-2 receptor 26-like. The record is from RefSeq and is a predicted model, not a curated record. Gene Ontology annotation, biological process: G protein-coupled receptor signaling pathway. Gene Ontology annotation, cellular component: membrane. NCBI's taxonomy places the organism in Eukaryota, Metazoa, Chordata, Lepidosauria, Squamata, Eublepharidae. Gene Ontology annotation, molecular function: G protein-coupled receptor activity. Bases 1 to 1116 code for a protein of 371 amino acids. The transcript is spliced from 3 exons.